AUGGCGCCUCUUGAAAAGAAGUGGGUCAAUGUUCAGGAGAAGACAUUCACCAAAUGGUUGAACAGCAAGGUCAAAAGCCGCGAUGUCGCCGUUACGUCGCUCGCUACUGAUCUUUCCGACGGCAUCAUCCUCAUUCACUUGCUCGAAGUCCUCAGCAAUGAGUCUCUCGGGCGAUAUGCCUCCAAUCCCAAAUUGCGCGUCCAGAAGUUCGAGAAUAUCAAUAAGUCCCUCGAUUACAUCAGACUGCGCGGCAUUCAGAUGACCAACAUCGGCGCUGAAGAUGUAGUUGACGGCAACCACAAGAUCAUCCUCGGUCUCAUAUGGACUCUCAUUCUGCGUUUCACCAUCUCCGACAUCAAUGAGGCGGGUAUGACGGCGAAAGAAGGACUGCUUCUGUGGUGUCAACGUAAGACUGCCUGCUACGAGGGUGUUGAGGUCCGCGACUUUUCCGCUUCGUGGAACGAUGGCCUCGCCUUCUGCGCCCUCCUGGAUAUCCACAGACCAGAUCUUAUAGACUUCGAUACGCUUGACAAGUCAGACCACAAGGGUAACAUGCAGUUGGCAUUCGACAUCGCCUCAAAAGAGAUUGGUAUACCAGACCUGCUUGACGUGGAAGACGUGGCGGAUGUGCCCAGGCCCGAUGAGCGAUCUUUGAUGACUUACAUCGCAUACUGGUUCCAUGCCUUUAGUCAGAUGGAAAGAGUCGAGAAUGCGGGCAGAAGAGUCGAGAAGUUCGUGAGCAACAUGCAAGGCGCUUGGGAGAUGGAGCACGCCUAUGAGAAACGUAUGCGAGCCCUGCUUCAACAAAUCAGACAGCAGCGCCAGACAUGGCAUACAGCUACCUUUGCCGGCACGUAUGCAGACGCGAAGCAGCAGGCAAAAGAUCUGUCCACCUACAAGCGGAAUCAGAAGAGAAAUUGGGUAGCCGAGAAGUCUGAGCUGUCGGCACUUUUGGGUAACCUCAAGACAAAACUUACCACAUACAGGCUUCGACCGUAUGAGCCCCCGAAGGAGCUACGCAUCGAAGUCUGCGACCACGAAUGGAACUCCUUGACCACAGAUGAGCAGGCUCGAAGCAAACUCAUCAACGAGACUAUUCGAGACAUCAAAAAUGCCUUACGAAGAAGCUUCGCGGAUAAAGCCAACGAUUUUGCUCUGACACUCAAUACCCUCUCACUGGCCAUCUCUGGCCUGGAAGGGGAUGUGGAGGACCAACUCGAGCAUGCCCAACGACUUUCCGCCAAUCUGGCUCCACUGGAGCAGUAUCUGGACGGCAUAGCGCUGCUGGACGAGCAGUGUCAGGAGGCGAAUAUCGACGAGAACGACUACACGACCUACACAUAUGACGAACUUGUAUAUGAACUGGGCCUUGUAAGGCAAAGUGUACAGAAGAAGCUCACCUUUCUGGAGAAUCAGAUGGUGGCUAGGAACAUGACUAAUCUGACGCCGAUUCAACUGGAAGAAUUCGAAUCCGUCUUCCGACAUUUCGACCGAGACGGCACCAACACAUUACAGGAGUUGGAGUUUAGUGCAGCUCUGGCGAGUUUGGGCUUGGUUUACGAUGAGGAGGAGAUGCACGAAAAGUAUCUCGAGAUCUGUCACUCUGGCAUUGAUCCGUCUUCGUCGCCAGUCUCACGCAGACAGCGCGAGUCAAGAGGAGUUGGCUUUGAGCAAUUCAUUCGCUUCAUGGUAUCGGUGACAGAGGAUCAGAACACAGCUGAACAGGUCUUCCAGUCGUUCCAAGAAGUGGCCGACGGCAAACCCUACGUGACCGAGAUGGAUCUGCGUCAUUCUCUGAUCCCGGACGAGCUCAUCGAUGACCUCCUGCACAGCAUGCCUGAGCACAAGGGGCCCGACAUGGAGAGCGACCGAAACGUCCCAAAAUAUGACUACAUUAGCUUCAUGGAGAAAAUGAUUGGAGGACAGGAGAAUGGCGCUCAUACCGAGAGCCCUAGGCCUCGUUCAGCACAAAUGAAUGGAGGCAGCCCCAGGACGCCGCCGCCGACUCAUAGAUGA
Molecule: messenger RNA, 2016 nt
Organism: Cyphellophora europaea CBS 101466
Lineage: Eukaryota; Fungi; Ascomycota; Eurotiomycetes; Chaetothyriales; Cyphellophoraceae
Exons: 2
Coding region: 1-2016 (671 amino acids)
Biological process (GO): muscle cell development; actin cytoskeleton organization
Cellular component (GO): cell projection; cortical actin cytoskeleton; Z disc
Molecular function (GO): calcium ion binding; actin filament binding
Source: RefSeq, a predicted model, not a curated record